AACUCUAACCCUAAACUAGCCACCCAUCUUCACCAAAGCCUCUUUUUAUCGCUACCAUCAUCUCUGGAAACUCUUUCCGUCGGUGAGGGGUUGUAGCAGCAAGGGAGGGUGGUCACCGAAGGAGAGAGAGACAGAAAGAGAGGCACUCGUGCCCAAAAUUGGAGAUUGUACGAUCGCACGACAGAGAAGAAGAAGAAGAAGGAAGAGGAAUGCGACAGAGAAGAAGAAGAAGAAAAUUAUGAGGUAGAGAAGGCUGGUAAUGGGCGGUUGCAGCAGCGACGAUAGUCGCAAAGGGGUAGAGGCGAUAACAGCGACGACAGAAGGGUGAAGCGAAGGAAAAUGGGGGUUACGCCGAUCGUGUUCUUAGAUUUGCAGGUGAAAUGGGUCGUGAUAGUGGAAGAAGAGACGACAAGAAACAACAGAUAAGGGGAGAGAUGGCGGCAGCGACAAAGAUUCAAAACUCGCUGUUUCCCUCUUUGAAAGCUAGUUCAUUGACUUCUCAAUUCCUAUCACGCAUUCGAAUUCAAGAUGGAAGUUGGAGGCGAUUUGGAUGCGAAGAUAGAGUCGCUUUUGAAUGUGGAGAAGCAGAUGAGACUAGCAGGCGAUGUUGCCGGCACCAAGAAGGCCGUCACCGAUAUUUUGCAGCUUUGCUUCGAAGCUCGUGCAUGGAAGACCCUCAAUGACCAAAUUACCUUGUUAUCGAAGCGCCGUGGUCAGUUGAAGCAGGCUGUAACUGCAAUGGUCCAGCAAGCGAUGCAAUAUAUUGAUGAGACACCUGAUCUUGAAACUAAGAUAGAGCUUAUUAAGACACUUAACUGUGUAUCUGCAGGAAAGAUAUAUGUUGAGAUAGAGAGAGCGCGAUUGAUCAAAAAACUUGCAAAGCUUAAGGAAGAACAAGGGCAGAUAGUUGAGGCUGCUGAUUUAAUGCAAGAAAUUGCUGUGGAAACAUUUGGUGCAAUGGCAAAAACUGAAAAAAUAGCUUUCAUUCUUGAACAAGUUCGUUUAUGUUUAGACCGCCAGGAUUAUGUGCGUGCACAAAUCCUCUCUAGAAAAAUUAGUGCAAGAGUUUUUGAUGCAAAUACUUCAAAAGAAAAGAAAAAACCUAAAGAAGGUGAUAAUGUUGUGGAAGAGGCUCCAGCUGAUAUUCCAUCAUUGUUGGAGUUGAGGCAAAUCUACUAUGAAUUAAUGAUACGGUACUACUCACACAACAAUGAUUACCUUGAAAUAUGUCGUUGUUACAAGGCAAUAUAUGAGAUUCCCUCUGUCAAAGAAGACCCUGCUCAGUGGAUACCAGUCCUGCGGAAAAUAUGCUGGUAUUUAGUUUUGUCACCGCAUGAUCCUAUGCAGUCAAGCCUUCUUAAUUCCACAUUGGAGUAUAAAGAUCUUUCAGAAAUUCCUCAUUUUAGGUUGCUUUUGAAACAGCUGGUUACAAUGGAGGUGAUUCAGUGGACGGCUUUGUGGAAUGCAUUCAAGGAUGAAUUUGAGAAUGAAAAGAACAUGCUUGGUGGUUCUUUAGGUGACAAAGCAGCUGAAGAUUUGAGACAGAGAGUAAUAGAACAUAACAUCCUUGUUGUCUCAAAGUAUUACUCAAGGAUUACCUUGAGGAGACUUGCUGAGCUGCUUUGUCUCAUUGUUCAGGAAGCUGAAAAGCAUCUUUCAGAUAUGGUUGUCUCAAAAGCAUUGGUAGCAAAGAUUGACCGGGCAAUGGGGUUAGUUUGCUUCCAGACAGCGAAGGACAGCAAUGACCGUUUGAAUUCAUGGGCCAUCAACUUGGAGAAGUUGCUUGACCUUGUGGAGAAGAGCUGUCACCAAAUCCACAAGGAAACUAUGGUUCACAAGGCUGCCUUGAAAGUUUGAAAAUGCUCUGAUAUAUGGGUACCAAAUGGUGGCCCUUGUGUUCUGCUGUGUUUUGGGGACUAUUGACAGAAACAAAAUUUGCAGUGGGAAGAGAUUUAUGUGCUUUAUUUGUUUCCACCACCAUGUUCUGCUUUUAUUGAGAUUGAUGAUUAGAUAAUCCAGUUGGUUUUUCUGUCUUUUGAGUCUUUUGUUCUAUUAUUCUUUGUUAGUUUUUUUUUGUUUUUCAUCUGUUAUUCAUGGUCGUCGUGAUCAAUUUAUUAUUAGUUGUGAUUUGAAAAUCAGUGAGGUCCAUGAAUGAUGCUUGUAAUUCAAUUACAUAAAACAACCCAUAACAUGACAUCAUCAUGUUAGUGGGGUUCGUUCAGCUGACUA
This is a messenger RNA of Camellia sinensis, 2229 nucleotides long. Its product is annotated as 26S proteasome regulatory subunit, putative (RPN5). The record is from RefSeq and is a predicted model, not a curated record. Gene Ontology annotation, cellular component: proteasome regulatory particle, lid subcomplex; cytoplasm. NCBI's taxonomy places the organism in Eukaryota, Viridiplantae, Streptophyta, Magnoliopsida, Ericales, Theaceae.